This is a messenger RNA of Pollicipes pollicipes, 914 nucleotides long. Its product is annotated as nephrin. The coding region runs from base 213 to 914 and encodes 233 amino acids. The record is from RefSeq and is a predicted model, not a curated record. NCBI's taxonomy places the organism in Eukaryota, Metazoa, Arthropoda, Thecostraca, Pollicipedomorpha, Pollicipedidae. Gene Ontology annotation, molecular function: protein binding. Gene Ontology annotation, biological process: cell-cell adhesion. The transcript has 6 exons.
UUCUCAGGACUCCCGUGGUGAAAUACGAAAAGCGACAUGUCACUUGACAUUAAAGUUAUUAUCAUUUGCCACUGGUAUGUUUUUUUGCGCUUAAGCUUUUUCAGUUGGAACAAGACAUCGACUGCCAGGCAAGGCGCAUUCAUUUAGAUGGCGAACGAUGCGCUGCGUAGUAUGCAUGUCACUUAUACCUCACGCUCUCCCAGGUGGACGUAAUGACGAGGGUCUCAGUGCUGGAGAUCACUGACGUCCAGCUGGAGGAUUAUGGCGAUUACGACUGUGCUGCCACCAACCGGCUGGGCUCCGACUCACACACCGUGGAGCUGGUGCUGCCUUCCGUACCGGACCCUCCCCUGGACCUGCGGGUGCUUAACGCCUCCUCAGAGACGGUCAGCCUGGGCUGGACACCUGGUUUCGACGGGGGCUUCAGCCAGACGUUCCGAGUGAGAUACGCACCGGUGCGGCAGCCGGCGCCCGAGCAGCACGUGCACGUGCCGCACGGUACGUACGAGGCCACCGUGCGCCGGCUGCGAGGUGGCACGCGCUACCGCUUCUCUGUGUCCGCCCACAACCGGCUGGGAGAGAGCAGGUCAUCACUGCACCAGGUUUCCAGCACCGGCACAGAGCGGCCUGCGUCGGCCCGUGACCCGACCCGAACGCCGGCCGGGUCGCUCCUCGGCUCGGCGCUGCUCCUGCUCAACUGUCUGCUUGUCGUCUGCUACAUCCGGCGCCGCCGCAGCAGGCAAGACUCGGAGUUUUCGUCGGGGGCGCUGGACGCCAGUAGCGAGGCGGGCAGCUGCGUGACGGCCGACCUUCUGCCCUGGAGCGGACCCGGCCUGGCCAGCCUGAAUGUGUCGGUGGUGCUGGCCCCGGACCUGACGGUGGUGCUGCGGUGGUGCGAGCCGCUGAUCGCGUGA